Messenger RNA from Hemiscyllium ocellatum (epaulette shark), 3412 nucleotides. RefSeq names its product interleukin-31 receptor subunit alpha-like. The transcript has 15 exons. Gene Ontology annotation, biological process: cytokine-mediated signaling pathway. Gene Ontology annotation, molecular function: cytokine receptor activity; cytokine binding. NCBI's taxonomy places the organism in Eukaryota, Metazoa, Chordata, Chondrichthyes, Orectolobiformes, Hemiscylliidae. The record is from RefSeq and is a predicted model, not a curated record. Bases 224 to 2341 code for a protein of 705 amino acids. Gene Ontology annotation, cellular component: external side of plasma membrane; signaling receptor complex.
AGAGAGGCGCUCAGCAACGCUUCACCAGAAAGAGCGGGAUCGGGCUCCAGCGCCCACCCUCACGGACUCUUCCCCCCUCUCUCACUCUCUCAUCUUCCCGGUCCAUCAGGCCGAUGGUGUGACCCCCUCCGUCUCACCCUCACCCAUCAGAUUCCCCCAGUGAGCGGCAGAAGAUAAAGGUGAAGAGAGCGGUUGGAUUGUGAGGGACAUCCAGGCGGCAGCGAUGAAGCCUGUCCAUCUCCUUCUGCAUCUUCUCGCCUCUUCCCUCGGGACAAGCAGUGAAAAAUGCGAGAGCGAGCAGGUGACCGAAUUUCCAGACGGACCACAUAACCUGCAAUGCUACUAUAUAAAAGAAAUUGAAAAUGGCUUGAAGUGCACAUGGAACCAUGGAAAACACCAUACAAAUACUACCACCUACACACUAAAAAUAUACAGAAUUGGAAAAACCUCUUCCCUCAACACAAAAUUUACCGCCAUCACUGGCACUUUUUACGUAAUUGAACGAAAAUAUUUUUACAUUUCGGAAAAUACAACAAUAUCGAUAACAACAGUAGAACAGAGAAGUAAAAUGUACCAGAAUACAACAUCCAUCACAUUGAUUCCUAAAGAUUCAGAAAAACCUGCAACACCUUCUGACAUAAAGUACACAAAACAUGAAGGGCAGUUAAAACUGACAUGGAGUACUUCAAAGGAACUGGAGUAUGAGUUAGCUUACAGGAAGGCUGGAACUUGCAACUGGCUUUCAGUUCAUUUCCAACCUUCUGGAACUCUACAAGGAUUGGAACGACUGGCUGCUUACGAAUUUCGGAUGCGCUGCAAAAUUAAACUUUGGAGUUCUUGGACUAAAAUAUACCAUGUCCCUCCUGAGCUAAUAGAUAAGCCACAGGUUUAUAUGCCUGUAACUGAACUAAUGCAGGAACCUGGGAAACGCCGCUUUACAAUACGGUGGGAGAGUGCAGCCACAGCCAACAGUACAAUUGUGCAAGGAUACAAUAUUACAAUUGAAAGGAUACCCACAAACCAAAGUUAUGACAUCCAAUCAUUUGAAACAUUCAGCAAAGAAUGUGUCUUCAUCCUUUCACAAGCAUGUUUCAAAUUCCGAGUGCUUGCCUACAAUUCAGCCAGUUUCUCACCUGCAAAUGAAAUCAUUCUCCCAUCUUUUAAUCAAAUGAGUCUAAACAACAGGAUUAAUGCCACUCCCCAAGGGAACAACAGCAUUUUAAUUAGCUGGAACUCGGAUGUGAACAGGCAGACGAGAGUUUACAUUAUUGACUGGGGUCCUGUCAUUGGGAAUAAGGCACACAUUCAAUGGUCAAAAAGAAUAAAAAAGAAUCGUCUCAAUUUCACUUUGAAAGCAGAUACCUUUAAGCCGAAGCAACGCUACAGAAUAAUGUUACACAGCAAGACAAAAAAGAUUCCCAUGAACAAUACAGAGAAAACCAUUGGGGUGGUUGAUGUUUACACAUUGGAAGGAACACCAAGAAUUGGUCCCAGUAAUAUUACUGUCACCAAUAUUUCCAAAACCUCUGCAAUGAUAAGAUGGAAUCCAAUACCUGAAGAUGAAUGCCAAGGUUUUCUUCAAGGUUACAAGAUUUUCUAUUGUGUGAUCAAGUCUGCUGUCGGAAACACAUAUUCACCCAUUUCAGUGAACUCUUCUACAACGUUUUACAUGCUCACAGGACUGUUGCGAAAGACUCUCUACACUGUACAAAUCUCAGGAUAUACGAAAGCAGGAGAAGGAAUCAGAAGCAAAGCAGUGUCCUUUGACACAAAAGAAUACAACGAUGGUGAAAUUAAAGCAAUAGCUGUUGGUAUCAGCAUUACAAUAAUCAUUUUUGUGUUUCUGGUGACAUGGCGAUGUUUAUUCCUCUUUAGAAGAAUAAAGGAAAUAUUUUGGCCAAGUAUACCGAACCCUGGAAACAGUUAUGUAAUCCGGAUUAUAGGAAAAGAUUCCUUGCUGCCACAGUUGGAAAAUGAGUUAUUAAGCCUCAAAACAAAUCCGCCUCUAAUGGAGGAUCUUGAAAGUCUUCAUAUUAUUGAAGAGGUCACCAACACUUCCAUCGAUUGUCAGCUGCAAGAGAAUGAAGAAGACAGUGUAACAGAUCAGGACUCGAACAGCAAUCUCAGCAACAAGCCACCAUUCAUCCAGGUAACUGACUACACAACGAUGGAAAACUUUCGCCAAAUAAUUGCAGGCACUAAUACUGCCAUCCAGCCCAGCAGAUGUGAAACAGAAUUUAACAAUCAACAGAAUGGCUGUUUAAUUCAAAGCUACAUGAAACAGCAAGUCCAUCAAACAAGCAUACAGACACCAGGACCUAUUGGGAUCGCUUGUGACUGAAGAUCCAGUCUUUAGAUCAGAGUGGUGCUGGAAAAACACAGCAGGUCAGGCAGCAUCCGAGGAGCAGGAAAAUCGACGUUCGGGCAAAAGCCCUUCAUCAGGACUCAACUGCUUAAAAGUCUUGAUCGUGUUAAAAUCGUACUGUAUUCUGUAUUCCCAGUAACUCUUCGGAACAAACUUCUGAAACUGGGACAUUUGACGAUGGUGGUGGCUAUUGCAGAAACUGUUCAAAUACUGAUAGAAAGGCUAGUCCUUGAAAUAAGCCCAACUGAACUACAUUCAACAAUUGCAAAGCUCUCAAAGUGUCUGUGGGAUGUACAUAUAAAAGAAAGUUCUGUAAGGUUUUUUUUGCUGUUUGCAUUUAAAGCCAGCUCUGCUGUGUCCCCACUCCUUUAUGACAUUUGACGACAGUGCAAGUGAAUGGUGUUUAGACAGAAUCUGCAUUAUCAUUAACUCUUGGGGACAAAUUUCCUAAACUGGGAGCUUCGAUUGUGAUUGUGACUAUUGCAGAAUUUGCUCAAAGAAAGACUGGUGGUUCUGCAUGGUGUUUAAUUUCACACAUAUUUUGGUAUUUGUUUGCAAAAGUGAGAAUUCAAAGCUGAAAGGAGUUGGUGAAAUCAGGUAGAACAUGUUUGGGAGAUUCUGUCAGAAGGAUGUGAGCCAGAACUUUGAGUUUGACAAUGAAGGUGCAUGAGCUGGUGGCCAUUUUAUGUGUGUAAAAACCAAGCUCUUAUAUGAGACUGUGCUUGUUUUAUGCAAAGUGUCCCCCCAUCAUGCAAGAACAUUUGGCAGUGAAGAGAAUACCAAAGUAUGGAGAUCCAGGCAUGCUGACCAUUAUCACACCGAGGGACCCAGUACAUAAGGGAUCGGUUACUGUUUGAAGAGCUGAAAAAUGGUGAACAGCUCAGGGAAGUUAUCUAAGUGGCUGAAAAUGAAGUAGAGAAUGAAAGUGUCUGGCCAAUGGAGGAGAAGUACUGGCUUCCAGCAUGAACCCAGCACUGAAGCCUUUCUUCAGUGAGAACAGGGCUAAACACAAAUGAAACUCUCAGAAAACAACAUCCAAUUGUCUUU